Molecule: messenger RNA, 2347 nt
Organism: Megalobrama amblycephala (Wuchang bream)
Lineage: Eukaryota; Metazoa; Chordata; Actinopteri; Cypriniformes; Xenocyprididae
Gene: hibch
Product: 3-hydroxyisobutyryl-CoA hydrolase
Exons: 14
Coding region: 165-1313 (382 amino acids)
Biological process (GO): L-valine catabolic process
Cellular component (GO): mitochondrion
Molecular function (GO): 3-hydroxyisobutyryl-CoA hydrolase activity
Source: RefSeq, a predicted model, not a curated record
AACUGUAGUAGGCAGUGUCGGACCUUUGACACGUCGCGAGAUUUCUUCGAUGGUGUCGCGCCACCAUGACAUCAUGAAGGAGGGCCAAUGAGCAGUGGCGACAGGGUGAAAGCUCUCUGUGUACAGUGAUCCAGAACAUCAGCUGAACUGUCUGAGUUUUAGCCAUGUCAUUAAUAAUCUUAACGUCAGCACACAGACUACGAUCAAUCUUUAGAUUGCAGAGAAUACAAGGACACAUGAUGUCCAGUCAAGCUGGGUCUGACGUUCUGUUUGAGAAAAGAGGGAAUGCUGGUGUCAUCACACUAAACAGACCCAAAGCUCUCAAUGCUCUGAAUCUCACCAUGAUCAGACACAUCUACCCUCAGCUCAAGAAAUGGGACAAAGACUCAGAAACAGAUAUUGUGAUAAUUAAAGGAGCAGGAGAGAAAGCGUUCUGUGCUGGUGGGGAUAUCAGAGCUGUCACAGAGGCUGGAAAAGCAAACGAUUCCUUAGCUCAAGACUUUUUCCGUGAGGAAUACAUUCUGAAUAACACUAUCGGUACAUAUCAGAAACCUUAUGUGGCCUUAAUUGAUGGAAUUACAAUGGGAGGAGGCGUGGGUCUUUCAGUUCAUGGACGGUUUCGUGUGGCCACUGAGAAGACACUGUUUGCCAUGCCAGAGACAGGCAUCGGUCUGUUCCCUGAUGUUGGUGGUGGCUACUUCCUGCCUAGACUUCAAGGCAAGCUGGGGCUUUUUCUCGCCCUGACAGGGUUUCGCCUCAAAGGAAGAGAUGUUCAAAAAGUUGGAGUGGCUACUCACUUUGUGCAGUCUGAGAAGAUUGCAUCUCUUGAGAAAGAUCUUGUUGACUUGAAGUCUCCAUCUAUCAGCGACGUGGCCCAACUACUCGAUUCUUAUCAAGAACAGAGCAGUCUGGAUGCUGAGAAACCUUUUGUGCUGCAAGAACAGACAAAGACCAUCGACAGGCUCUUUUCAGCUGGAAGUGUGGAGGAGAUCAUGGAGAACCUUAAGAAAGAUGGCUCUGCUUUUGCACUCAAACAGACUGAGAUUCUGGCCAAAAUGUCACCAACCUCUCUGAAGUUAACUUUCAGGCAGAUUCAGGAAGGAGCGAGAAUGAGUUUGCAGGAGGUGCUGGUGAUGGAGUAUAGACUCAGUCAGGCCUGUAUGAGAGGCCACGAUUUUUAUGAGGGAGUCAGAGCAGUUCUAAUCGAUAAAGACCAGAGUCCGAAGUGGAAACCUUCUACCCUGUCCGAGGUCUCAGAGCAGGCUGUAGAAGAAUGCUUCAGCUCCCUGGGUGAAAGAGAUCUCAAACUAUAGAAACUCCCGUCAAAAAUCCUGCAAGUUGCUUUUAUAAACCUCUGAAAUUUAUCAAAGAAAUCUGCAUUGUUAUAUCUGUCAGCAGAACUGACAAAUGCAAAAAUAAUUCUGCUGCUUACAGCUAAAGCAAACGCUCCUCUGAGACUUCUGCACAGAUCUGCUGAUCCUUGUGUUGAAAUGAAAAAUGCUGGUUUCUUGAGGAAAUUCAGAGGUUUAGGGAGUUUUCUUUUCUCCACUGAGAAAUGGCAUUUAAAAUAAGCUAAUCAAUUGAGAGCACCCUAGUCAUAUUUUAAAGGAAAAGUUCACCCAAAAAUGUAAAUUAUGCAAUUAUUUACGCAACCCCAUUUCAGACAUGCUUUUAAUCUUACAGUUUUCAUGCAGGUUAUUAUAUAAAAUGAACUAGAAUAAGGUUCUACAAAUAUUCUAAUUUUGUGUUCCACAGAAAAAAAUAUUUGAAAUGACAUGGUGAGUAAAUAAUGACAGCAUUUCCAUUUUGGGUGAACUAUAUGACAAUAUGAAUUUACAGCAGACUUGUCAGUGUGAGGUGCUGGGAAUCAUAUCUUGCGUACUUAAUUCUUAGAGGUGUCAUUUUCCUCCAUACUGUGUAAUCAUUUACUGUGUAAACCCUGUGGAAAAGAAUGGCAGACAAUUAUUUUUGCACAUUCUGUAAUCCAUGAUUAACCUUGACAACCUUAACACAUACCCUGGCCACGAUUCAAUUUGGCGGGAUUAAAGUAUUGUCAUGUGGUGCAUGCAGUAUGACUACCAUUAACCACACUGUUUACUGCACAAGCAGUUCUACUGGCCUAGACUAUAGACGUAUCAAAUCUGACAGAAUAAAAAUGUCGAGACAACUGUGAUGCCUUGAAUUCAAAUGAUUCGAUCUCCUCUGCUUUGUUCAUAUAUCUGUGGAUGCUCAUAAAAGGUGUGUGACCUAUAUUUGUGCAAAAACAAAACAUAAAAAGAUUGUAAAUAUGCCAUACAAUUAACAUGCCCACAGCACCUCUCAAUAAAACAAACAGUGUAAAAAAAAA